GGGUCCUGAGUGGGGUGGGCUCUUCUUUGGGCAUGGGCGUUUGUGUGCCAGCGGCACCAUCUGCUCACCGGCGGGGCCUUCAGGGUACAGGGAGGGAGCCCCCAGCCCCACCCUCAGCCCCCUCCAGACUCAGUGGGGUCCCAGGGGCUGGCGGGGGCCUCCCCUCGCUCUGUACCCGCUGGCUGGCUCUGAGGCCAGGUCUGUGCCCUUCCCACGCUGCACCCGCCCAGGGGAGCAGAGCCCCAUCCCUGAACUUUGCCAGGUCCCCAGUCUCCACCCCGGGCUUCAGGACCCCAAAUCCAAGGGGCCUUGAUCUCUGACCCUCUAAGUGAGGGGCCUGACCGGCACCCCCAGGGCCAGAGGCACAGGGCCCCCCACUGGUUCUGGGAAUUCUGGAGCUUUCUGGGGAGAUGCUUAGCCCCAGCCAGCGCCCUGCUUGGGGAGGCCUUAAACAGCCUACAACCCUCCCGUGGGAUCGGAGGGCUCCUAGGAGGGGGAUGGGGCAGUCAGCGUGGGGAGGUGUCCAGCCUCUGGGAGGGCAGCUGGGAUCCUGUGGGGCCGGUUCAGAGACUUGGCCCAGUGUCCAGGUGUGUCCAGGGGUUGGGCCUCUGCCAGCCAGGGUCCCGGAGACCGUAGCCCCGAGGGACAGAAGAAGCCCAGGAGCCCAUCCCUGCUGAGCCCCAGGCCCCUCCAGCAGGCCUUUGCCCAAGGGCAGGAGGCCAGUCGCGGUGAUGAGGAAGCAGGUGUGUGGCACCAGGGACCAUAAACCCAGUUUCAGUUUUGGUAUCAACAGGGUACAAAGCUGGGGCUGGGGAGGAGCCAUCCAGGGGGGCUUCCUGGAGGAGGAGGUGGAGACUCCCUGGCUUCAGAACCUGUUGCUCUGUCACUCCCUGGUGUGACCCUUCUCUGGGCCUCGGUUUCCUCUGCUAUAUGUUGGGGAGAAGAAUGGUUCCCCUCGUCACAGGCUCUUAUGAGAGGCAAAAAAGCUGCCGGUGUGAGAUGCCCAAUUACGAGGACCCCCACCAGGAGCUGGGAGGCUCUGAGCGCUAUUGCUACUCAUUUGCACAGAGUCCACGAAGCCUCCAAGAGGGCGUUUCUCCCCGAGGGUUUCUCUGCGCCAGGCACCCACUCAGGCCUCCUUGAUCCUCCCUACACCCGGCGGUGGGGUCAGCAACGUUCCACUUUACAGGCAGGGAGACUGAGGCUUUUUGAGAGGGAAUGCCUGCCCCAAGGUCACUUCGAGAUCGGUGGUGGAUCCAGGGUAUAAAUAAUAACAUCAGCCACUGCCGUGAAAGCAUUUAUCGAGCGCCUACUGUAUACCAGGGACAGGGCGCCGAGUCUUCACGGCAGCCCUUCGUGGUGGCAGCUGCGUGCUCUGGACUCUGCCUACUGUCCAGGUGUGGACACUGAGGUCGGAAGGGAGACUUGCCCAAGGACGCAGGCGAGGGGGACCCCACCCCACUGACCUCAGUGAAUCACCCAGAAGGAAUGGGCUGAGGAAGGAGCAGUCCCCCACACUGCCCCACCCACAGGCAGACUUGACACCCUCUGGGCGUGCGGUUCUUUUUCCCGGAACGCGGCUUAUAAAUCCUGCUGGGUGAGCCUCUGGCCCCGCACUAGGCAAAUGGUUCUGAGUCAGUCCUGCCACACCUGCCCCCCGAGGGGAGCUGCAGGGCGCGGGCACCCGACCUGCCGUCCAGGGGGGGCUGGGGCUGGAGGGUUGUUUUGGAGGGGCAUCCGGGUCUGGGCUAGAAUGAGCCCAAACCCUGGGCCCUGAGCACCCAGAGUGAGAGUCAGCCACUGUGUACCUGCUGUGUACCAGACUCCGGGCUGAGGGAGGGGGUGCUCACCUGGCCCACUGGGAGGGCGAGAGGGUCCUGGCUGAUGGCUUCAGGUGGGAGGUGACAGGCCUCAAAUAGAACCCUCUCCCUUCAAAGAGAUGUGCACCCCCAGCCACGUUCAUCAUUGGGACAGAGGCUCUGCCCGCUUGGCUGGAAUUUAUUACCCAAGCCUGCUUGUUUUUUAAUAUUGUUUUCUUAAUUAUAGUCUCAAUAUUUGAAAGAUUGCGUGAUGCUGCGUUAGGUGUAACAUGGUUCCCCAUGAUCGACUUCAUGUUCAGGGAGGGUCUGCAUUUUUCUUUUUAAAACCAUGUUUAGCUUUCACAAGCAAGUUGGUGUAAAAAUGCAGCGAUGGACCCAAUAGCUCUGGUGGCACCGGGGGGCCAAGGCCGGGGGACCAUGGUCGCUUGAGGAGUUGAGUUCCUCUCCUCAGCUGUAAAACGGUGGCUCCACACUGUGCCGGGCUGGGUACACACAGGAUGAUCAGGCCACAGGUUCUGAGGGUGGGGACAAUCUGGCGGCGGGGGUGGGGGGGCUCCCUGGAGGAGGUGUCCUGUAGGCUGUAGCUAAGAAGGCUGUGGAGGAACAGAAAUAAGGGUCGUUCUGGCACAGGCAGGAGGAAGAGGGUCGACCUUGGGGUCUGGUGCCUGCAGAGUUUGGGGGUUUGGCCUGAGGCCGGAUGGCGGUCUUGAGAGCCCUGGGUAGGGUGUGAGGAUGCCAGGAGUCACAGAGGUGUGAGAGCAAGUGCCAGGCCUUCACGACGGCUCCUGGAGCUGUGCUCAGAGGGAGCCGGGACUCUUGGGAGGGGGGCUGGGCCCCCUGGAGCACUGGGUCAGGGUGUCGCCCGGCCCAGCGGGACAAGGUCCAAGGCGCUCCUUAGCCCAGCCUGGCUUUAUGGUGCUGAGGAAAAGGAUUGUCUGGGAUGGGACAAGGUGUCCUGCUGGACAGGUGCAGGAGAGAGAACCAGGGUGUGGGAGUCUGCUCGUCACCACCCCUCUCUGGGUCUCAGUUUCCCCACUUGACAUCCCCAAGAGAGGGGCAGGCCCACUGGGCUCAUCUGUAAAGGUCAGAUGGAAAAAAUCACAGAAGGAACCUCAGGGUGUGUGUGCCCUGGGAGAGAGGCUGUCUAGGGGUGGCCCUGGGUCUGGAAGCGGUGAACUGGGUGGAAGGCUUACCCUGCAGGGUGUGCAGUGUCUGGCAGAGGAGGUGGGAGGGGUACCUGCAAAUGUUAGACACACAGGGGCCGAGUCGUUGGGUCAGUACAGGGGCACCUAGGGAUUCAGGUGUGGCUGGAUCCAGGAGCUCAAACAAAGUUUUUAGGAUGCUGUGUUGGGAUUGGGGGUGCUCUUAAGCAAGAUGCGUCCACAAGAGGACACAUAUGGCCCCCCAACAGCUCUCGGCCUCAUCCAACCAGCCUAAUAAGCCCAGUGGGAAGAGGGUCCAAUUUUCCACGUUAAUUGCAAAGUCCCAGGAUUUCACGUCAUUGGCCAGGUUGCGUCACAUGUCCAUCCCUGAAGCAAUCGCAGAGGCCAAAGGGUGGAAUGUUCUGAUUGGCAGGGCUGGGUCACCUACCCUUCCCUGGGCCAGUCACAGAGGCCACUUGGCCAGGACUUUGCCCUUGAAGGGAGUGGGAUUGCACCUCCCCCCAGGUGCUCUGACCUGGUGACUGACAUGUCUUUCUCUUCCCUCAGUGAGCCCAGAUCUUCUCCACCCUGGGAUCCUCUGGUGGGCAGAGACCCCAAGAACAUGGACCGAGUGACCAGAUACCCCAUCUUCAGCAUCCCGCACUCACCCCGUGUGGCCGGCAUGGCCUUCAAAGGCGACACCAGCUACUCGUUUGAGCUGGUGGACGUGAGGUCCAUGGCCAGAGGCUGGGGCCAGGAUGAGCCAGUGGCAUGGCCUGCUGACCACGAGGCCUCUCUGGAAAUGGUGCAGACGGGGACACCCCUCAGCCUGCGUGACUUCCCCGGCCGGCUGGCCCCACAGCUGCCCUGCCCGGAGGACAAUGAGACGGAGGUGAAGGCCUACCACCUGGAGGCUGGGGACACCCCGCCCUGGCGGCCACGUGACCUGGAGUGGGAACGCCGGGCGGUCAUUCAGGACCAGGCGGUCAGGAAGAGCGGCACGGUGGCCAUGCUCCGUGGCACCCCUGACCACGGGGAGCCCAGGAGCCCCGGCCGCCCGCAGUCCACGCCCCUGGAGGAGAACAUGAUUGACACAGAGCAGAUCGACUUCCUGGCAGCCAGGCGGCAGUUCCUGAGCCUGGAGCAGAGGAGCGCUCCACCCGGGGCGGCCCACGCCCGUGCGGGGGUUCCUCGGAUCCCACCACCUGGGGCCAGCCAGGCCUCCAAGGCCCUGAACGGGCCACCCCUGGUCAAUGGGUAUGUCGUCCCAGUCAAGCCUCAGGAGAAGGAGGUGGUCAUGGACGAGAAGAGGGUCCACGGUUUACCCGCCAGCUCUGGUGCCCGAGCCUCGGAUGACCCUGGUUCCUGGUCCCAAGAGGGGUCCCCGGAACCCGCCAAGGAGACGCCCAUUGAGCGGGAGAUCCGGCUGGCCCAGCAGCGGGAGGCAGACCUCCGGGAGCAGCGGGGGCUGCAACGGGCGGCCAGCCAGCAGGAGCUGCUGGAGAUCCCGGCCAGGCCGCUGCUGAGCAAGGCGAGCCCGGCCACGGCCCCGCGGCCGCACAGGGGGCGCCCGUCGCUCUACGUGCAGCGGGACAUUGCUCAGGGGUCGCAGCGCGAGGAGGACCACCGGCGCGAGGGCCUGCAGGUGGGCCGGGCGUCCACAUCCGACUGGUUCUCCGAAGGCCCCCAGCCCAUCCUCAGGAGAGUCCACAGCGCAGACUCCAUCCUCAGCGCGACCCCAGAUGCCAGCGCAGCCAGCCCCACACCAGAGGUGAGGAAGGUGAACCGCAUCCCACCUGAUGCCUACCAGCCAUUCCUGAGCCCCCGGACGCCCCCGGGAGGAUCCCCAGCCUUCCACACCUACCGCAAGCCCAGCGGUCUCUCUGCCGAUGAGGCCAGGCCUGUGGGCUCUCCAAAGGCCACGGGGUCUCAGAGGCAUCCCUCGGGAUCCUCUGCAAAGCCUGCAAGCACAAAGCAGGAGCCUCCCCGGGGACCCCUGUGUGCCAACAGGGGUGUCGUGCGAUGGGAGUACUUCCGCCUGCGUCCCUUGAGGUUCGGGGUCCCGGAUGAGCCUGAGAAAGCUGAGGCCCCCCGAGUUUGGGGCUGGGAGGUGGCUGGGGCCCCGGCACUGAGGCUACAGAAGUCCCAGUCAUCAGAGCUGCUGGAGAGGGAGGUGGAGAGCGUCCUGCGGCGGGAGCGGGAGGUGGCUGACGAGCGGCGGAGCGCUCUGUACCCUGAGGUCUUCUCCCUGCCUCCAGACGAGUGCGGUGACCAAGAUUCCAGGAGCUCCUCCCGCGCAUCUGGCAUCACGGACAGCUACUCGGUGUCUGAGUCACACGUUUUCACCCCCAUCCAUCUGCACUCCGGCCUGGUGUGGACGGCAGAGGCCUCAGCUGAGGAUGCCCCCAGGCAGAGGAAGAAGAAUGAGCAGUGGUAUGCCGGCCUCAACCCCACUGACCAAGUCAACUCGGAGAAAUCGUUGUGCUUUCUGGGUCAAAAGCUGGGGAUGACUCCUUCUGCCCCUAUGAUGUUGCCAAACGCUCCUGGGUCCGGGGAAGAAGGAGACCAAAUCCCCCACCUCCAGAUGUAAUUGUUCCCGUUACUCUGAGAGGGGAGACGCUCAGCUCCUUCUUCUGGGACAUCCCAAUCUAACAGGGGAGACCUGCCCUGCUCCAGCCCUGGGAAACCUCCAGUCUGAGGGCCAGCCCCGGACAGAGAAAAGGGCUCAACGUGGGGUCUGAAGGGGGUCCUUCUGUCCCCCCAUGAAAUAAAGCAGCUGCGGGGCCGUCCCCCGCCUGGUGUGGUCGGCCGCCCUGGACCUCUCCCUUCCCCUCUGCCUGCUUCACUUCUCUGGGUGAUGUCACUGCCCCCAGGGCUGCUGCUUCCUGCCUCUGCCCCUACCCCACCCGGGCUGUCCCCCACAUCCCUGAGUGUAGUAUACAGAAGGUGCUCAAGCAGUGCUUGUUCAGUGAGCAAGUGACCGUCUCAGUUCUCCCACGUGGCCCCGUCAGUCAUGCUCGGAGCACUUAUUAAGCGCUUGCGGAGUCCCCAGCCCUUCU
Messenger RNA from Aethalodelphis obliquidens (Pacific white-sided dolphin), 6021 nucleotides. It is a transcript of the gene MISP, whose product is annotated as mitotic spindle positioning. The transcript is spliced from 4 exons. The coding region runs from base 3510 to 5552 and encodes 680 amino acids. The record is from RefSeq and is a predicted model, not a curated record. NCBI's taxonomy places the organism in Eukaryota, Metazoa, Chordata, Mammalia, Artiodactyla, Delphinidae.